UACGUGUGUGAUAGUGUGUGUCGCAGCGGCUUUCAUCUGCUGAGCCCGUGCGUAAAAACCGCCACACAGCGAGAUAAUCCACCCGCGAGAAGGAAAGUAAUAAACCUCUUGAAUUCCAUGGACCCUUAAAACAGAUGAGAACAGCCCGGAUUACAACUCCGAUCGUUUGGUGACACCUCGCAGUCGCUGGACAGCCUCACAUCCGCUUGAAUUUCAAUUUGGGUUAUCCAGAGUGGCCCAGAUGUUAGUCCACACCUAUUCGGCUAUGGACCGUGCAGACGGACUGAGCGGCUCCUCGCCGAGUGGGCGCCUCUCCCAGCUGUCCUCCCUCAACCAGGCCGCCUACUCCUCGGCUCCCCCGCUCUGCCACACUCCGGCCUCCGACUUCCAGCCUCCGUAUUUCCCUCCUCCGUACCCGCAGUCCUCCUUGUCGUAUUCCCAGAGCCAGGACUCGGCGUACUCCCACCUGUCAGACCCCUACCCCUCCAUCAACUCCAUCCAUCAGCACCAGCAGGCGGCAUGGCACUCGCAAAGGUCGCGGUCCGACGAGGGGGGGCUCCUGUCACAGUCUCACCGGGCGCUGAGCCUCGACCCCCGGCGGGAGUACCCAGGGGUCCCGCGGCUGCUGCACGGUCUCGGGGAGGGGGCCGCCGCGCUCGGGGACGGUCCUCUCGGGAUGCACCUGGGACAUCACGGCUUGGAGGAGCUGCAGGGAAUGGAGGAAGGAUCAGCCUUGGGCAUCCUCGACCACUCUGUCAUUAAAAAAGUUCCUAUCCCGUCCAAACUGAACGGCUCGUCCCUCUCGGCCCUGUCCCUCAGCAAGGAGGGCCUCGGUAUGGGAGCCGUGUCCAACCCAGCCGAGGUUUUCUGUUCGGUACCGGGCCGCCUGUCGCUGCUCAGCUCCACCUCCAAGUACAAGGUCACUGUAGGGGAGGUGCAGCGGCGCCUCUCCCCGCCCGAGUGCCUCAACGCCUCCCUGCUGGGCGGAGUCCUCCGCAGGGCGAAGUCAAAGAAUGGUGGCCGCUGUCUGAGAGAGCGUCUGGAGAAGAUUGGCCUCAACCUGCCCGCCGGGCGACGCAAGGCAGCCAACGUCACUCUGCUAACGUCUCUAGUGGAGGGUGAGGCCGUCCACCUGGCCCGGGACUUUGGGUAUGUGUGUGAGACGGAGUUCCCAGCCAGAGCCGCCGCUGAGUACCUGUGCAGGCAGAGCGAGCCGGAGCAGCUCCCGACACGACGCAGCAUGCUGCUGGCCACCAAGGAGAUCUGUAAGGAAUUUGUGGACCUGAUGUCCCAGGACCGCUCUCCGCUGGGUGCCAGUCGGCCCACUCCCUGCCUGGAGCCCGGCGUCCAGGGCAGCCUCACCCACUUCAGCCUGCUCACCCACGGCUUUGGCACGCCGGCCAUCUGCGCCGCGCUCUCCGCCUUCCAGAGCUACCUGAUGGAGGCGAUCAAAAUGCUGGACAAAGGCGAGGGGGGAGGCAAGAGCCACCACGACAAGGAGAUGAAGCACCGCAAAUAGAGGGAGCGUGGACGAGCCGAUGGAUGGAUGGAUGGAUCAACACGGGGAAGGGCACGAGGGCGGAGAAAAGAGGGGGAAAAGACUGACACACAAACCCCUCCGCUGUCUGCUGUCUUUAAAGUUCGCCCUUCUCUUGUUUUCCUCCAAAAAAAAAAAACAAAAAAAUGGACCAAGACUGAGACUUUUACC
This is a messenger RNA of Myripristis murdjan (pinecone soldierfish), 1708 nucleotides long. It is a transcript of the gene tfap2e, whose product is annotated as transcription factor AP-2 epsilon. The record is from RefSeq and is a predicted model, not a curated record. NCBI's taxonomy places the organism in Eukaryota, Metazoa, Chordata, Actinopteri, Holocentriformes, Holocentridae. Gene Ontology annotation, biological process: regulation of cell population proliferation; regulation of transcription by RNA polymerase II; anatomical structure development. The transcript has 7 exons. Gene Ontology annotation, molecular function: RNA polymerase II transcription regulatory region sequence-specific DNA binding; DNA-binding transcription factor activity, RNA polymerase II-specific. Gene Ontology annotation, cellular component: nucleus. Bases 242 to 1519 code for a protein of 425 amino acids.